CACACACAAGGAAGUACCAGAGCUCACCCGCACUGGAACUGCACGUAAGGUACGCUCAAUAUUUAAGAGAUUGUCGUGUCGUUUCACUCGAUAUUACUGUUGCAAAUAGCUUCUUAAACCCAAUGAAUCAUUCAAUUAUUGUGCUUUUCAGCCAAUACGCAUCAUGAUAACUCAUGUGGACACCACAUUAAGUGCGUGAACAUUUAAUUCAAAAUCGACCUCAAAAGUAUCAUACGUUUGGGUAUGCUACAGUCAGAUGGAUUCGCCGGAGCAAAAGAUAACGAAAACUGUGUCCAGAGUGGACGCGAGUAAAGAAAGCAUGGCGAACAGCCGUCAGGUCAUCGGAAUAAACUUCUGUGGGCCCACGCCUCUGAUGUGGCGUGCGGACGAUUUGAAAUCGGUCCGUGAACUGGGAAUCAUAGGGACCCUGGUGGGGUCUCUGGCCCGACAACCUAGGCAGAACACCCGGCUGGGGAGACCCCUCGAGCUGCUGCCGGAGGAGGGGCGACUGCUGGCGGACAUGGGGAGAGCUGCAGUUAUUCCUGACUCGACAAAUGAGGAUCCCGAGGUGAAUCCAGAGCAAGUGGAGCACUAUCAUGCAGGACUGGAGAACAGCUUUCAGGAACAGGGUGCCUUGGCCUUGGAGGACAGGAAGGCAACAUUAAUGAGAGUUAUGACUGAGAAACAUAACGAGAAUCCUGGAAGCCAGGAGGAUUCGGACGGUGCGGUGAGAGACCGUCUCGAAGCUCUGGCCCGCGGCUUCUCAUUCCCUCGCACGGCCAUGGCGGUACAACUGUGCACAGCCCGAGCAGGGCUCUCUCACUGUCCCGUGGUGCGCCGUUUCCUGGCCGCAGACUGGCCCAUACCACGGGAUGAGAGGUCCGAGACCCGGUUCCGAGUGUUCAGGGACCUGAGACGCCAGGGCUUUUACCUCACCUCGGCCGGGAAGUUUGGGGGAGACUUCCUGGUGUACCCAGGUGACCCCCUCCGUUUCCACGCCUAUUUCAUUGUCGUGUGCAUCUCCAUGGACGAAUCGAUGCCCCUGUGUGACGUUCUGGCCAUUGCCAGGCUAGGGUCCAAUGUGAAGAAGACUGUCCUCCUGUGUUCGUCAGGGGGAAGCCAGGAAGAUGACGGGGAGGAGGUGGUGUACACAUCACUUCAGUGGAGUGGAAUGGUGUAGGAUCACAGUUGGAGACUAUGUGGAAGCACAAUGGUAACAUCUCUCAUCUAGCCAGAGGCUACACAUCACUACAGUGUAGUGGAAUGUUGUAGGCAGCACCACAGUGGGACACUAUAUAUGGUGAUAUAUUUCACUUAGCCGGAAGUUGUCAUAAUGCUUAUAUCUUUCAAAUUCAUUCAACACAACAGGAGUGCCAAGGGUGUGGAGUUUAGGGUUCAUUUGUAAUUUCAGCCACUGAACAGGAGGUGGAACGGUUACAGACAGCAGGGGUGUAUUCACUAGGAAGCAAACGGGGUGGAAUUUAUCUGAAUUUGUCCAAUAAGAAACUUGUUUUCGUUGCAAAACAUUUAGCUAGUGUCUACUAAUGAAUACACCCCUGGUGCGUUGCUCUCCAGUCCAAUGGGGAGGCUACUAUUAUUGUACCACAAUUAGCAGCAGUACAGUAGGAGUUUGUGAAUAAGAGUGUAUGAUUUUGGUAAGGUAGCUUGGUUUUUAUCAAAGAUGAAAUGUCGAUAAUACAGCCAACGGUCAUGGCUUGGCUUGAGUGGGGUGGGCGUUUCCUUGGAAAAAUAUUUACUUUGAAGUGUGUGUGUGUAUUGUGACAAUUGUUGAAAAUAUAAUUGAAGACACUUCACUUUUGUGUGAACGUUGUUUGAGUGCCGAUAUGUGUUCAGAAAGACCUGACAUCAGAGAGUUACCACCACAGAAGAAAAGGAAAGCACUUGCAUUAGGAAAUGCAAUUGAAAACAUUUUGCGGUGGAAAACAAAAAUGAUUUUUUUUUUCAUGAACACUCCAGGGUAGUCCCUCCCAGUUUCAGUUCGGUUUACUUUUUGGUGCUUAAUGAACAUGACCUUGGACUGCCCCACAUAAAACUGUCGGCUUCUUGGAGAAUGGUGAACGGUGUGACAAGGCAUGUAUAUUUACUUUACAUAACAGCAAAUAGAUAUGACCAAACAUCCACAUUAGAACAAUAGGACAUAAUGUGAUCAGAGAAUGGGGACCGGUUGUCCCAAUUCAACCAGAAAUGCUCUCUAUGUUUUGCUGUUGGCUUGUAUUAAAAAUUGAUUAAAUAGAUUUUACUCACCCAUCUAUAAACAAUAUCCCAUAAUGUCAAAGUGAAAA
This is a messenger RNA of Oncorhynchus gorbuscha (pink salmon), 2303 nucleotides long. It is a transcript of the gene tsen34, whose product is annotated as TSEN34 tRNA splicing endonuclease subunit. Gene Ontology annotation, cellular component: tRNA-intron endonuclease complex. NCBI's taxonomy places the organism in Eukaryota, Metazoa, Chordata, Actinopteri, Salmoniformes, Salmonidae. The record is from RefSeq and is a predicted model, not a curated record. The transcript has 4 exons. Gene Ontology annotation, molecular function: nucleic acid binding; tRNA-intron lyase activity. The coding region runs from base 257 to 1180 and encodes 307 amino acids. Gene Ontology annotation, biological process: tRNA splicing, via endonucleolytic cleavage and ligation; tRNA-type intron splice site recognition and cleavage.